CGGGACGCAGCACGAGAUCUUCCGAAAGCUAAUUAGCAGACGAUGGGAGUUUUAUAUUUUUAAUACAAGUCAGAAAAUCCUUCAUCAAGUGAAACUGAAAGAUCAUUGCAGAGCAGUCAAAAAUGCAACAGAUGAGAGAACAGCAGCAACCCUUUUUUAAACCGUUAUCUUUCAGUGAACAAAAUAUAAAUACGAAUAACCGAACAUAUGAGACUUCCCCAUGUUCCCUGGCACCACAGAUGCAAGUACGACCAAAACUCCAGCAAAAUUCAGCACAAUUUCAGACCAGUAAAGCAAGAGAGAAUGAACAAAACCAAGUUAUUUCACAACAACAAGAACAGACCCAAGGCAAUGAAAGGAUAUCUUCUCUACAUGUGAAACUGCAGCAUGAGGCAGAUCGUAUUAGGAAAUGGAAAGUCCAAACCGAAAUCGAAAUCAAGCAAAAGGACAAGAAAAUAAAAGAAUCUACUCACACUAUUGAAAGCCUGAGGAAAUCUAUUCUUGAACUUCAGCUUCAAAAUGAAAGCCUCAGUCUGCGUCUUCAAGAAGAGAUAACCAGCAGGGAGGAAAUUCUUCAUAGAAUAAAUGCUACAAGAGACAUGUGUAAUCUUUUGAAAGACCACUCUGCUGAUACGGAGGAAAGACUGCAAAAAUGUGAAACAGAGCGCACUGAGCUGAAAUAUAUUGAGAAACAACAUGUUAAGCAGUUUGAGGAGUUAUCAGAAAAGUUUACAAGUCUUGAUAUAACAUCAAAGAAAGAGAAGGAAGAUUUGACAGAAAAAUUGACAGCAGAAUUAAAGAAAGGCGAGGAACUGCAAAAAGAACUGAAAAAUCACAAGGAAGAAAUGAAAACUACUCUGAAUGAUUUGGAGAAAUUGUGUGAUGAGAAAGACCUAGAGAUUCGAGAUGUUAGGGCUGAACUCUGCAAGAAUGAGGAUGAAAUACACAAGAUGAACUCUGUUAUAGAUGAGCUGCAAAGUGAGAUUGGGAAUUUACAGAGUGACUUGCAGCAGAAGCAAACCUGUCUGACAGAAUCUGAAGAGAAACUGAAGAAAAUAAUG
Molecule: messenger RNA, 1061 nt
Organism: Saccostrea cuccullata (small rock oyster)
Lineage: Eukaryota; Metazoa; Mollusca; Bivalvia; Ostreida; Ostreidae
Product: synaptonemal complex protein 1-like
Exons: 12
Biological process (GO): synaptonemal complex assembly
Cellular component (GO): synaptonemal complex
Source: RefSeq, a predicted model, not a curated record